AUGCCUGAUGAUAAUAUUGCAGCGACCUAUCCAAGUUCAACGAUUGUGCCUGUUGAUACUGCUGGAGUUAUAGUUCAGACUCCAUCUAAUAAAGAUGUGCACAACACUCCGGAGCCUGAUCUCAUUAACUUCCCUAUACUUGGAGUGGUUCCACUUCUCAUUCAUAAUUACUCCCAUGCUGUUAAUGGGAAAAUAUGGAUUGUCUGGGAUCCGAGAAAAUAUAAGGUUAUAGAGAGGUUCACAGCUGCACAGCUUAUUCAUUGCUUCAUUACAGACCUAUCAGGAUACUUCUCUUGCUACUAUACUAUUAUUUAUGGAUUUAAUGGCCUAGAACAGAGGAAAAGUUUGUGGGAAGAUUUGAGAAAAAUUGCUGCCAACAUCACUGAUCCAUGGUUUUUGUGUGGAGAUUUUAAUGAUGUGUUGAAUACAAAUGAUAGAUUAUUUGAUUCUCCAAUCACCUAUUCUGAAACAAAAGAAUAUGCAGAGUGCAUCCAAGACUUACAACUUAACGAAUUAUCAUGGAAGGGUGAAUAUUAUACUUGGACUAAUAAACAAUUAGGUUCAGCCAGGAUCUGCAGCAGAAUUGACAGGGCCUUUGCAAACUCUGAGUGGAUGCUGAAAUGGAGCCACAAUCAGCUUGUUUAUGAUUUUUUGUAUUUCAACAUUUGGACACUUCACUCUAACUUCUUGAACAUUGUAGCAGAAGUUUGGAGGAGAAACCUGUCUAAGGACCUUAUGGAUAAUGUAUGGAAGAAGUUUAAAGCCCUGAGAGCUCCGUUAAAGAAGCUUAAUAAUAAGGAAUUUAAGGGUCUGGGGGUGAAAAUCUCAAAAUCUAGAAUGGACUUGAUGCAAAUCCAAGACCAACUCACUCAUACAUGCACUGAUCAGCUGUUAGAGAUGGAGAAGAACACAAUUCUAGUGCUUGAGAAAUGGUCUAAUAUUGAGGAAAGUGCCCUUAAACAAAAAUUAAGGGCAAAGUGGAUACAACUUGGCGAUGGAAAUAAUAAAUAUUUUUCAGCAGUCAUUAAGGACAGAACCACCAGAAAGCAGAUCUUAGAGCUCACGUCACUCUCAGGCGUAAAACUUACUGCUCAGGAGGAUAUAAAACGAGAGAUACUACACUUCUACAAAUCCCUCAUGAGAACAACCGCUCCCUCUCUUGAUGCUAUUAAUAAGGUUGUUAUGAGAACUGGUCCAGUGCUCACCCAAUAA
Messenger RNA from Capsicum annuum, 1212 nucleotides. RefSeq lists its product as uncharacterized. The transcript has 3 exons. Gene Ontology annotation, molecular function: catalytic activity. Bases 1 to 1212 code for a protein of 403 amino acids. Lineage: Eukaryota; Viridiplantae; Streptophyta; Magnoliopsida; Solanales; Solanaceae. The record is from RefSeq and is a predicted model, not a curated record.